This is a messenger RNA of Paecilomyces variotii, 4920 nucleotides long. RefSeq names its product kinesin family protein. Lineage: Eukaryota; Fungi; Ascomycota; Eurotiomycetes; Eurotiales; Thermoascaceae. Gene Ontology annotation, molecular function: microtubule motor activity; ATP hydrolysis activity; microtubule binding. Gene Ontology annotation, cellular component: kinesin complex; microtubule. Gene Ontology annotation, biological process: cytoskeleton-dependent intracellular transport; microtubule-based movement. The record is from RefSeq and is a predicted model, not a curated record. The transcript is spliced from 2 exons. The coding region runs from base 1 to 4920 and encodes 1639 amino acids.
AUGGCUCCAGGCGGAGGAGGAAAUAUCAAGGUGGUGGUGAGAGUGAGGCCGUUCAAUAGUCGAGAGGUCGAGAGAAGGGCAAAAUGUAUCGUUCAGAUGAAAGGGAACCAGACGGUUCUCACCCCACCACCUGGCGCCGAUGAGAAACUCCGUAAGGGAGGUAUGAAAGGUGCUCCCGAGGGGCCCAAGGCGUUCGCAUUCGAUAGAUCCUACUGGUCGUUCGAUAAGAAAGACCCGAAUUAUGCCGGACAGGAGCACCUCUUCAAUGACUUGGGUCUGCCACUCUUGGACAAUGCCUUUCAAGGGUACAAUAACUGUAUCUUCGCAUAUGGUCAGACCGGUUCAGGAAAGUCAUAUUCGAUGAUGGGUUAUGGACAGGAAUACGGUGUGAUUCCCAAGAUCUGCCAAAACAUGUUCCAACGGAUAGCGAAGCUUCAAGAAGAUAAGAACCUGACGUGCACGGUGGAGGUUUCCUACCUGGAGAUCUACAACGAAAGAGUCCGGGAUCUUCUGAACCCGUCGACGAAAGGGAACUUGAAGGUUCGCGAGCAUCCAUCGACCGGUCCAUAUGUCGAAGAUCUCGCAAAGCUGGUGGUACGAUCGUUCCAGGAAAUCGAGAAUCUCAUGGACGAAGGUAACAAGGCCAGAACCGUGGCCGCCACCAACAUGAACGAAACCUCCAGUCGAUCUCAUGCGGUCUUCACCCUUACUCUCACCCAAAAACGACACGAUGCCGAGACGACAAUGGAUACGGAAAAGGUUUCUAGGAUCAGUCUGGUUGAUUUGGCAGGUUCCGAAAGAGCGACAUCUACAGGUGCUACAGGUGCUCGACUGAAAGAAGGAGCGGAAAUUAAUCGUUCCCUCUCAACGCUUGGUCGUGUUAUCGCUGCACUGGCCGAUCUUUCUGCGGGCAAAAAGAAGAACGCAUCUAUGGUUCCGUAUCGAGAUUCGAUUCUGACAUGGCUGCUUAAAGAUUCUUUGGGUGGUAAUUCUAUGACUGCAAUGAUUGCAGCAAUAUCGCCCGCAGAUAUCAACUUCGAGGAGACGCUCAGUACCCUGCGAUAUGCAGACUCCGCCAAGAGAAUUAAGAACCAUGCAGUCGUCAACGAAGAUCCCAAUGCGCGCAUGAUCCGGGAACUCAAGGAGGAAUUGGCUCAACUCAGAAGCAAACUGGGAGGCGGCGCGGCAGCAGGUGGUGCGGUAGCGGCUGGUGGUGUUCCAGCUGAGGAAUACUACCCGCCGGACACUCCUUUGGAAAAGCAAAUAGUGUCCAUUGCCCAACCGGACGGUAGUGUCAAGAAAGUCACCAAGGCGGAGAUUGUUGAGCAAUUGAACCAGAGUGAGAAACUGUACAAGGAUCUCAACCAGACGUGGGAGGAAAAGCUACAGAAGACGGAGGAAAUUCACAAGGAACGUGAGGCUGCGCUUGAGGAACUGGGUAUCAGCAUCGAAAAAGGGUUCGUCGGUCUGAGCACACCUAAGAAGACGCCGCACUUGGUCAACCUGAGUGACGAUCCGCUGCUGGCUGAGUGCUUAGUCUACAAUAUCAAACCAGGAACGACGACUGUCGGCAACGUAGAUACGGCUAAAUCUUCUGAGAUUCGGUUGAACGGUUCAAAAAUUCUACAUCAUCAUUGUACCUUUGAGAAUGUCGACAAUGUCGUCACCAUUGUACCCAGCGAGGGCGCUGCGGUUAUGGUCAACGGUCUCCGCAUCGACAAGCCAACGCGACUCCGAAGUGGUUACCGUAUCAUCCUGGGAGACUUUCACAUCUUUCGCUUCAAUCAUCCGCAGGAAGCUCGUGCCGAAAGAGUGGAACAGAGCCUGCUGCGUCACUCCGUCACUACAAGCCAGCUAGGAUCGCCUGCUCCUGCUAAGGGCCACGAUCGGUCAAUAAGCAAGACGGGAUCCGAUGUCGAUGGCGAUUCCACUAGAGCCGACUCUCCCUUGCCAUCUCAUCGCAGUCGGGAUAAUGACUGGUUCUAUGCUCGCCGAGAAGCCGUUAGUGCAAUUCUCGGGCCAGACCAGAAAAUAUCUCAUCUCACUGAUGAUGAGCUGGACGCUCUCUUCGAGGAUGUGCAGAAAGUGAGAGCAGUACGUCGGGGGCUCGCGGACAAUGAGGAAGACUCGGAUUCGCUCAGUUCAUUUCCCGUUCGUGAUAAGUACAUGUCCAAUGGGACGAUUGAUAACUUUUCCUUGGACACUGCGAUUACCAUGCCUGGCACUCCUCGCCAGAAUGGAGACUCGGAGAACGGAGAGAGCGACUCUGCUUUGCAGAUAGCUCGUGAUGAUAUGCAGCGUCAAUUAGACAAACAAAAAGGAGAAUACCAGGAGAAGCUCAGAAAUGCAGAGGCUUCUUCGACACAGGACGUGGACGAGUUGAGGCAGGAGAAAGUUCGCAUGGAAGAAGCUCUGCGCAUCGCCAAGGAAGAAUUCCAGCAAGAAUUGGAAAAGCAGAAAGCAGCAUUCGAGUCGCAAAUCAAAGAGAUGGGGAAACCUAUUCCGAAGAUCUAUGAGAACGGUUUCGCUAGACUCGAGCCAGAAGAGAUUGAGAUUGCCAAGUCUGUUUUUCGGCAUUGGUCCCAGCGCAACUAUGUUCGCAUAGCCGAAGCAAUCCUUCAACAUGCGUCCUUGCUCAAAGAGGCUCAGGUCAUGAGCCAGAUCAUGGAUAAAAAUGUCGUCUUCCAGUUUGCCAUUGUCGACGAGGGUCAUAAUAUGGUUUCGUCUUAUGAUCUAGUCUUGAAUGGCAUCGCGGGAGACGAUGAUGUCGCGUUGGAUGAUGCGAAGAAGCCUUGUGUAGGAGUUCGAGUAAUCGACUUCAAGCAUAGUGUCAUUCACCUAUGGUCCCUCGAAAAACUCCAGCGCCGCGUUCAAGCCAUGCGACAACUGCAUCAAUACAUAGACCGGCCGGACUAUAUCCAACAUUUCAAACUCGAGAACCCGUUCUCGGAGACAUGUUCUCCUCAGUACUCUCUCGUUGGAGAUGCUGACGUUCCGCUCACUGCUGUGUUUGAGACCCGCGUCCAAGACUUUUCCGUAGAAGUGAUAUCUCCGUAUACCCACAGUGUCAUUGGCAUCAUCCGGCUUUCGCUCGAGCCAUCCUCCGCUGAGGCACCCUCGUCUACCCUCAAGUUCAAUGUUGUCAUGCGGGACAUGGUCGGGUUCGCCGAGCGAGAAGGUACCGAUGUGCAUGCGCAACUGUUCGUCCCGGGUGUAUCUGAAGAAGGAGGUGCCACAACAACCCAGAUGAUAAGCGGAUUUGAUGAGAAUCCUGUACUGUUUGAGAGUGUGCACAGCAUGAGCUUACCUCUUUCCAGUCCUCGCACAGCAUCUCUCAAGGUCUGUAUCUAUGCUCGUGUUACACAGAUGCAUCUGGAUAUGCUUCUUAGCUGGGACGACAUGCGUGAUGCCGCCGAUGACAAGCCCCAGAAACGAAAAACUCCCCGGAUUGCUGAGAGCGAGUACUACUCCGAAGAGAGGCAUGAUGUGUUUGCACGUAUCCAGAUCUUGGAGCUAGCGGAGAAUGGAGAGUAUCUACCCGUUGAAGUGGUGCAGACCAGCAGCCUCGAUGCGGGGACCUACCAGCUCCACCAAGGACUGCAACGUCGUAUUGUCAUUAACCUAACUCACAGCUCAACGGAGAGUCUCCCUUGGGAUGAUUUAACGAAUAUUCGAGUGGGAUCGGUCCGGCUUCUUGACCCUUGGGGCAAGGUUCCUGAUCAUGAUCAGACACCAGAUAUUCCAUUGAAAUUGAUACAAGAGCCGAUGAUCAAGGACAACGCCGACGGGACAUCCAAUGUGACUAUAAUUGGCCAGUGGGACUCGAGUCUGCACGGUUCUUUACUCCUCGACCGCACUACAGCCGACAAGUACCGCGUACAGAUUACUUUGCGUUGGGACCUGGUUUCUUCUCGUCUACAAGAUCCAAUGGUCUUUGCACUCGACCAGACGCUGCAGAUUCAGGGUCGGACCUAUGUCCGCCCACAGUCCAUGUUCAAGCAAUUCUGGAACUCGACGCGGGUUGUACAUUCGACCGUCGGCAUGUUCUCGGUUGCCGUCCGUCCAGUGUCUGCCAAGCGAGCGGCUGACCUCUGGCGCAUGAAUACGCAGAAUGACUAUGUGAAGGGCCAGGAGCUGCUGACGAACUGGGCUCCACGCAAGGUUUCUCUAGUGCGAGACUUUAUCGCGACGCGCAAACGGCGGCAGCGUGCUGCCGAGCUGGAUGCUGCCCGGGGUGCAUUAAGCGCUGGCAGCCUUACCUCGCCUUCAAGGGGCAGUGGCAGGUCAACGCCUCUGCGGAGCCAGGAACUUACAGAACGCAAAGUCAAACUGCUUCGGAAAUACUUGGAUCUUUGGUCAACGAAGAAAGAUCCCACGGAGAUUAUCCUGGUGAAGAGUAACCUUGAGCCACCUGCUGGAGGCGCGGCUUUUGCGAAGCGGACGAAGGAGUCUUCCACGCCUGAUACCACCAGUGUAAGAUCUGAGGACAGCUCUGCGAAACCUCGCUUCGUGGCCACUAUCCAACAUAUCCCCAAGAAUCCUUCUGUUCUGAAAUCCGGCUACUUGUUGACCCCAGACGACACCAAUAGUCUCUGGGUGAGGAGGUUCGUCGAAUUGCGUCGGCCAUAUCUUCACGUCCAUUCGGUUCCUGAAGGCGACGAGAUUAAUGCAAUCAACCUGCGGAAUUCCCGCGUCGACCAUGCGCCAGACUUCGCUCGACUUCUGGAUGGAUCGGGUGCUGGCGCAGACAGUGGAGUGUCGGUACGAGGCCGUCCUAAUAUCUUUGCGGUCUACGGCACUCAGAACACGUUCCUCUUCGCAGCGCGCUCUGAGACACAGAAGGUCGAAUGGAUCCUCAAGAUUGACCAAAGCUACUUCAGUGGCAAUGGCAGCAGCGGACAUGGUAACGAUGACGGCUGA